UCUCCUGAGAGGCUCUGGCGAGGGGCAGGGCCGCGUUCGUCCGGGACCCGCCUCAAGGCUCGCAGCCUUUCACCCGGUUUCCUCCCGAUUCUUGCUGGGACAACAUAAUUGGGAAGCGGUUCUCGAAACAUACUCUCAAGGCGUAGUUGCAGAACUUCAUAUGUGAUUAAAGAGAUGGGCUAAAUUACCCUGGAUUGUCUGGGUGGCUGGACAUAAUCAAAGAGUUCUUAUGAGAGGAAGACAAGAUGUCAAGAGAGGGGAGAAGACUCUACACUGCUGGCUUUGAAGAUAAAGGGAGGAGCUCUGAGCAAAGGAUAACAGUUUGGUCACCCAACUCACAUUGAUGCCUUAAGACCCAGCUGAUUUCUCUUCAUUUCUGCAAAGUUACUGUACCAUGGCAGGCCAACGAACAUGUCAAAGGAGGAGCAGCAGAGCUGGCCCCAGGAAAAUGCAAGAACCUCCAAAGAGCAUUGAAGAAUUCUUAAAGUUUCAAAAUUGGGAUUAUUGGCCAAGGGAAAUCCAUUUUAGAGAUGAUGAUAAAUGGUCAUGCACUCUGAAAAAAAUAAAAGAAGAUAGUUCAUUUGUUUCAAUUUAUACACACCUAUGGAAAAAUGUUCCUCGAAUAUUUGAAGCACUUUUGAUCAUGGAAUCAAAAUUAAGGGAAUAUUCACUUAUUUUGCAAAACCACACCUCUAAAAUAUUUAAGUGGAAAAGCAUGAUUCCUGAGACAAGUUCUUAUAGAAAAUUGGAACGAUAUGGGGAAUUUCUAAAGAAGUACCAUAAGAAAAAAAAGAUAAUGCUUUCAGAUGAAAUGGAGACAGAGAAGAAUAUAGAGGGUUGCAGCUUCACAGAAUUCAAAGCAAAUGAACUUACUCAGCUACCCAGACAUUUGGAUGCUGAACAAAUUUAUCUUUUUAUUUUAAAAGCCCAUAAUUUUGAUGAAAGAGUUUUUAAAAUCUGGAAGACUCAUUUUCUCUCAGAAGCCUCCAUUGCUCUUUUGCAUGACUCCUUUUGGUGGUGGUUUCUCCAUAAAUUUCGGCCUGACAGAGAAAACCAAGAUUGCUUAUUCGAUAGAAUUUCAGAAAGUUAUGUGACACUUUUCAUGAGCAUACCUCUAAGUCGAAAGGAUGCAUUUUUUCAGAUAUAUCCUGAUUGUUUGGCACAAGCCAUAUAUACAACGUUCCAUGAAGCAUUUCCAGAAUCGAGUUACCUCUUUAAUGAUGAAUUUAAAGAAGAUCUAGGGAAUAACAUUUUUCUUUGGUGUUCAGGUUUAAAACCUCAAAAAGGCUUUUGGACCCACUGGAAACUGAAAGAACUCUCCACAACCACCAUUCAUGGUAGCAAAAAAGCACCUGCAAAAUCAGUAAAGGAAAGAAUUGCAGACAGUCAAGAACGUAUAUCAACUACUAUCGACUUCAAUAUUAUAAAGAUUCUAAACAAUCCAAGAGCAUAUACAUUGCCCAUAUCCAAGGAAGAAUCAAGAUUAUCAAGACUAGCAACAAAGUCGCACUAUAGUAGUACUGGUCCAGAGUUUAAUCGUGUUCUCUUCAAUUUUGGAGGUCAGAGUCCAUUGAUUUUAUAUUAUCUUAAGAUGCAUGAGCUGGCUGGUAUUUCCAAAGCUUCUAAGAAAACCAAGAUUAAACUCACUAGGAUAUUCCAGGAACCACUACCUGCUCCAACAUACCGUGAUGUUAUAAAGGAGGCAAAAAGACAAUUUGCAAGGAACCAAAAGGAUUUUAGGAUGGAAAAGCUCAGAAUUAAUGAAGAAAUAAAACUUCUAAAACGGCAGCAGGAAAGAAUUGACAAGGAGCUUGAUAGAUCUCUGGAAAGGUUCCUACUGCUUCCUGAAUUCAACCAUUCAAGUCCUUCAUAAAUAUUUCUUGAAUGAAUACUUGGUGACAGAUACCAUGAGAUUCCUGGAUCCCUGCUCACAAUGAGCAUACAGUCUAGUAAGCGCUCUCACCCACUGGCCUUUUCCAUCUCCCUCUCUUUCUUUCCUGUAUUUCUCCCUUGCCAGUCUCUUUUACUCUUCUCUCCCCACUGUCACUCCUUAAACUCUGGGCUGGAGCCUCAUGAGUGGAAUCAGUUAGAACAGUACUGUGUGAACCAGCUAACUAAAGAGGAUGUGCCACGGCUGGGACGAGAACCACACAGUGGGUGGAAUUGAAGGCUUGAGUCACAAUGCUUGGGUUCAGACUGUCUCCUUGCUAAGUGUAUGACUAUUGUGGAUGUGUGUGUGUGUGUGUUGCACACCUGCACAUGCAGCGGGGGUGGUUGUCUGAACCUAUCUGAGCCUGUUUCCUCAUUUAUAAAAUAGGAUAAAAGGAGUACCUACUUCAGAAGUUUUAAGGGUAAUUGAAUUAAUAUAUGUAAAGUGCUUGGCGAAUGCCCAGCAUAUUAAAUUCUUAAUAAAUGUUGGCUAUUAGAUGGUGUCAAUACAAGGACAAUUAGUUUGGUUACUGAUUUUCUUUAUUCCAUGAUUAGACUCCAAGCAAAGGCUACCAAGAAACCUCAUGAAGUGAAACAGGACUUUGAGACGUUCCUACAUAAACUGGUAGGUUUUCUUUCUGAAAAUAAUUGAGAAUUCUCUCUCUAGCUUCUUUUAUAUAGACUGGACGAUAUUUCAUAAGCAAUGUAUGGUAGCACACCCAAAUUACAGUGGCAGGAGAGGAUACAUUCUUGUCACUUAAUCAUCCACAUGCACAUGUAAGAAAAUCUCUGUUUUACAUAUUUAGUGACAACUCAUGUUCACGUUCCCCAUUUCCAGCUUCUGACCAGGAACAGUUUAUGUAACUGAAAAGCUCCAAAUGCAGUUAGAAUUACAAACUAAUAAUCACUGAUGUUUGAAGUUGUAUUUUGUUUUUCAUUAAUAAUUCAACAAAAUCAUAUUGGGUACCAACAUUUGUGUUAGAUGAAUGGUCCCUGCCCUCAAUUAAUGGAAACACAAGGCAGAAUAUGAUAAGGUUCUAAACAGGACUCAAGUAUGAGAAAGAAAAGAAAGGAGCCUGUUCCAUCUUUCUGAUUUUCCUUGUCAUCUUCUCUUUUGCUUCUCUUUACUUAUGGGCAGUCUUGUUAAGUCUGAAGGGCUUCUUCCCUCCCAACAGACAAGAACAUGUAGAGACUAGUGUAUAAUAUGUCUGAACACUGGAGAAUUGGAGGUCAGGGAUAGAGGAGAGCCUUUUAUUUUCAGCAUGUCAAGGCUUCCAUUCAAAAAUCUAGAGCAAUCCCAUUGGCUGCUAGUAUAAUGUCAAAAAUGGGUCAAAUCAAAUUCCUACAUGGGCCAGAAAAGUGAUAGGAAGAGUGAAACACCUCAGUGUUGUAUAAUAUACAAACAGGACAGUAUAAUAAGCAAACAGGACUAUUCUUUUUCUUUUUUUGUUGUUGAAACAGGGUCUCACUCUGUCACCUGUCAUCC
This is a messenger RNA of Nomascus leucogenys (northern white-cheeked gibbon), 3415 nucleotides long. It is a transcript of the gene FAM227B, whose product is annotated as family with sequence similarity 227 member B. The transcript has 17 exons. NCBI's taxonomy places the organism in Eukaryota, Metazoa, Chordata, Mammalia, Primates, Hylobatidae. Bases 395 to 1873 code for a protein of 492 amino acids. The record is from RefSeq and is a predicted model, not a curated record.